AUGUUUGGAGUUUCACAGAUCAUCGGCGCUUUGUUGAUGUAUGGAGUUGGUCGCAUUGACACAUCCUUCCAUACAUGGCGACUGAUGUUUCUGAUCUGCGGUGCACUCACGAUCAUUACCGGCGUCGUCUUCCUCUGGCUGAUGCCCCGUGAUACUUCAACGGCAUGGUUCCUGACCGAACGAGAGCGCACUCUUGCCGCUGCACGUCUUGCUUUGGACCGAGCAACCCGCGAUCGCACGAACUUCAACUGGCCCCAAGCAAAGGAGGCAUUUACCGACCCUCGGACAUACAUGUACGCGCUAAUGGGUAUUACCAUUACGCUGCCGACCGCGAUCGUCAAGUUCUCUUCUAUUGUCAUUCAAGGCUUUGGCUUCAGCGAUUUCCAGACUCUGUUGGUCGGGCUGCCCGGGGGUGCUCUGGCGUUCUGCCUGGUAUGGAUCGGUGCUUUGGUGCCCACUCAUUAUCCCAACGCGCGGUGCUACACAGGACUUUUUGUGGUCGCCAUGCCCCUCUUAGGGAGUCUCCUCCUGCUGCUGCUCCCUGCAUCAAAGAACUGGGGCAUCGUGGUCAGCACCUGGUUCGCAGGGUCCACGGCACCCCCCCUCAACAUCGUUUUGGGCCUGUUGGCAUCCAAUGUGCGUGGAAACACGAAGAAGUCGGUCGUUGGUGCGAUUUUUUUCAUCAUCUUCUGCGUCGGUUCCAUCGCGUCACCGCAGUUUUGGCAGGCUGCAGAUGCGCCCCGCUACCGCAAGGGCUGCAUUGUAAGCGUGUGCAGCUGGGCCGUGCUCCUGACAAUGUUGAUGACUUUCCUUUUCACCGCGAAACGCUCGAAUGCGAAGCGAGAUCUGAAGGCGCAGGAGGACAGUGACUAUUCUGAACAGGGAGUUCCAGUCUCGGUCGACUCGGAUCACACGGAGAGACAGGAUUGUAGAUUUAGAUAUACACACUAG
Molecule: messenger RNA, 951 nt
Organism: Exophiala aquamarina CBS 119918
Lineage: Eukaryota; Fungi; Ascomycota; Eurotiomycetes; Chaetothyriales; Herpotrichiellaceae
Exons: 2
Coding region: 1-951 (316 amino acids)
Biological process (GO): dipeptide transport; tripeptide transport; transmembrane transport
Cellular component (GO): plasma membrane
Molecular function (GO): dipeptide transmembrane transporter activity; allantoate transmembrane transporter activity
Source: RefSeq, a predicted model, not a curated record